Messenger RNA from Apis laboriosa (Himalayan honeybee), 979 nucleotides. RefSeq lists its product as uncharacterized. The record is from RefSeq and is a predicted model, not a curated record. The transcript has 5 exons. Bases 72 to 905 code for a protein of 277 amino acids. NCBI's taxonomy places the organism in Eukaryota, Metazoa, Arthropoda, Insecta, Hymenoptera, Apidae.
UCACAUAUUAUUCCAUAUAUGUAUACAUAUACAAAUAUUAUUAUAAAAAAUAUAUAAUUUAUAUAAUUACAAUGUUCAUAAUUAAAAUAUUAAUAUUCAAGAUUUUUUUAUUGAACACUAGUUUAGCAGAAUGGAUAGAAAUUCCUCAAUUUUCUAAUGAAGAAAAAGUAUAUAAAAUACCUCUAAGACAAGAUCAGUUUUAUAAAUUUACUCAAAAGGAAAAUCAGUUCUUUUAUACAUAUCAAAAUAUUACUUAUAAAAAUUUAAAAGGAAAGCAAACGGCAACUAAUAAAACUGGAGAAUAUGAUUUUUAUAAAUUAAAAAAUAAUGUCAAAGAAGAACCUACAAUUUUAAAAUAUUUUAACAAAAAUGAAACAACAGAUUCUUUAAUAACCAAAGAAAAAAAAGAAAAUAAACAAUAUUUAGACAAAAUUUUUAUUGCAAAUGAUAUAGGACUUUUGAAUUAUCUUCCAGUGGAUAUACUUGAAAAUGUUCAUUGUACUUUAAAAUCUCAACCUGCAUCAAAUGAUGGAAAAAUUCAAUUUUUGAAGACAUUUGAAAAUACAUUAAUUUCUGAAAUAGAAGUUCAACUUGUAGCAAGUACAAUAAUUGCUCGAAAAAAAAGAGGUACUGAUCAAUAUGAUCACAAUUAUGAUUAUGAACAUGCAGCAGGAUUUCCAUCUAUAGAAGGUGCACUUAUGGCUAUUUCAUUUCUUACAUUUGCUGUGUAUCUUGUUAGAUUGGUCAUGCUUUUAUUUAGAAAUAUGAAUAAUUCUGCAUCGACUACUAGCGCUACUUUACUUCUUGGUAGAAGAAAAAAAUCAGUAGGCAAAUUAGACGAUGAUAUAAGAAUGAUUCUUAAAGAUAUACAUAAUUUUUCUUCUAAAUUUAAAAAAAAAAUCUAAUAUAUGAAAAUGUAUACAUUAAUUAGAUAAAUAUCUGUAUCUAAUUAUAUUAAAUAAUAAAAUCUAAAGUAAUU